Spea bombifrons (plains spadefoot toad) is the source of this 2766-nucleotide messenger RNA. It is a transcript of the gene CDK5RAP1, whose product is annotated as CDK5 regulatory subunit associated protein 1. Gene Ontology annotation, biological process: tRNA modification; negative regulation of cyclin-dependent protein serine/threonine kinase activity. Gene Ontology annotation, molecular function: tRNA-2-methylthio-N(6)-dimethylallyladenosine(37) synthase activity; 4 iron, 4 sulfur cluster binding. Gene Ontology annotation, cellular component: mitochondrion; cytosol. The transcript is spliced from 14 exons. Bases 37 to 1758 code for a protein of 573 amino acids. The record is from RefSeq and is a predicted model, not a curated record. NCBI's taxonomy places the organism in Eukaryota, Metazoa, Chordata, Amphibia, Anura, Pelobatidae.
UGCUGGUAUAAAGCGUGUUGUGGAUCUCCUGUAGUCAUGGAAGCUUUGAAAAUGUUCAGGCUUUUCCGGAAGGCUAUGCUUCGGCUGCCCCGAAGACGUGUUUCUUCCAACAGCACAACUGCAAUGAAAGCCGUAAACCGAAAAGAAGAAUUCUCCUCGAGGCUGGCUGCAGGACCCAACCUAAAAGAGUUUUUAGCUAAGAACACCCCUCCUGCUGAAACUUCUCCCCAUGUUGAGGAGGAUCCCCCUCCAUAUAUCACAUCUAGUGCUUCACUGUCUGUGAACAACAAAGUGUAUUUGGAGACCUAUGGCUGUCAGAUGAAUGUUAAUGACACAGAAAUUGCCUGGUCAGUCUUACAGAAAAGCGGCUAUGUUAGAACUUACUCAGCAGGAGAGGCUGAUGUGAUCCUGCUUGUCACUUGCUCUGUGAGGGAAAAAGCUGAACAGACUGUCUGGAACCGGCUCCAGCAGCUCUGUGCUCUAAAGAGAAAACGCUGCAGGUCGAAAGGUCCAAUGAAGAUAGGAAUUUUAGGAUGCAUGGCGGAGCGGUUAAAAGAGGAGAUCCUACAGAAGGAGAAGCUGGUAGACAUUUUGGCUGGCCCUGAUGCUUACAGGGAUCUCCCUCGUCUUCUCGCGGUGGCAGAAACUGGGCAGCAGGCAGCUAAUGUACUUCUUUCUUUUGACGAGACGUACGCCGACAUUAUGCCUAUACAAACCUCUGCAAAUAACAUCUCUGCUUUUGUUUCCAUCAUGCGUGGUUGUGACAACAUGUGUUCUUACUGUAUUGUACCUUUUACCCGCGGACGGGAGAGGAGCCGGCCAGUUCAUUCCAUCCUGCAGGAGGUCCAAAUGCUGUCUGAUCAGGGCAUUAAAGAAGUGACUUUACUGGGACAGAAUGUUAACAGCUACCUGGACAGCUCUUCGGUCCCAUUCAGCGCUCCAGCAGCCUCUAAACUAAGCCGCGGCUUCAGCACAAUCUACCGACCGAAAAAAGGAGGACUGCGCUUUGUUGAUCUCCUGGAUCAAGUCUCAAGAAUCAAUCCAGAGAUGAGGAUACGUUUUACUUCUCCACAUCCAAAAGAUUUCCCUGAUGAGGUGUUACAGUUAAUUUGUGAUCGAAAGAAUAUUUGCAAACAAAUUCACAUCCCAGCACAGAGUGGAAGUAAUAGUGUUUUACAGACAAUGCGUAGAGGAUACACCAGGGAAGCUUACCUGGAUCUGAUACAGAACAUUCGGCAAUGUAUACCUGGCGUUAGUCUCAGCAGUGAUUUUAUUGCGGGUUUUUGCCAGGAAUCAGAGAAAGAUCACCAGCAGACCUUGUCCCUGUUACGCGAAGUCUCAUACAACACGGCUUUUCUGUUUGCGUACAGUAUGAGAAAGAAAACAAAUGCAUAUCAUAGACUGGUGGAUGACGUUCCUCCAGAAGUGAAGAAAAGAAGACUUGAAGAGCUCAUUUCGGUCUUUAGGGAGGAAGCCACCAGGGUGAACCAGAGAGCUGUAGGCAGCACGCAGCUUGUGCUCGUUGAAGGACCCAGUAAACGGUCGCCGACAGAGCUCUGCGGGAGGAAUGAUGGAAACAUAAAAGUGAUUUUCACCGACACACAAGCAGCCGGAGCCUCUUCCGAACAGAAUGGAAUCCGAGUCCAGCCCGGGGAUUACGUCUUGGUCAAGAUCACCUCUUCGAGCUCGCAGACCAUGCGGGGACAGUUGGUUGGGGUCACCACUCUUCAGGAGUCUCCCGCUUGUUGUGAAGUCUAAGAAAACUGAGAUCUGCUCAUUAAAUUGGGAGCAGGCGAGGUAAAACAUUUCAGCUCCUGUAUGCUCUUGUUACUAGCCACGGAGUCUCCUUCUGAAUCUCCCAUCUCCGGUCCCAAAAGCAUGUCUCUGUCAAAAGCCAAAUUGAAGGGUUCACCUUUGACUGAAGAUUCCAGUUAACCUACAAGAAAUCUCCCCGAAAUAACUAUGUAUUAUACAGAAACACCUCACCUUUUUCUGCUGUGGAAUGUCAUGUAGCAUAGUUAGGUUGGUGCGUUUUAUUAAAAAUGAGCUCACUGCAAAUGUAUGAUUUCAGAAGACAUAUCAUGUGUUACCCAUUGUGGACUCCUCUAUAGAGUGCGACCCGGAAGCUAUGCCCGUGUAUGUUAUAUUACCAAUACGUUCAGCUCUAGUUUACAGCCCAGAAGCUCUACCAAUGGGAACGUCUUUAUUACAGAUGUGCCAAUAUGGAAUGCUUAGCCAGUGGAAUGUUAUAUGACAAAUGGGCCUAAACAGACUGAUCUGUGAUAGAUUGUAUGACCCGGAAGCACAAACAGUGGACUGUUGGGCUGUCAUGUGCUCGGUGUAUAAGGCUACUCUCAGGUUCAAUAAAAUUAUUUAUUUUUAUUUGUCUGUAUCGUGCAACCACAACAAUGUAAAUGUAAAUCAAAGAUGUAAGAAAACAUAGUGAAAAGUCUGAUUGAAUAAAUGAUUUGAGAAAAAAGUGUCUUCUGCUUCUGUGAGAUCAAGAUUUUAAAUAAGUAUCAGCAGAUCAAUUCCAGUGACAAAAAACUAAUGCUACUGGCAAUUUCAUAGGAUGUGGGGAUACUUGGGAUGAGUGACAGAAUCCUCAACAAACUUCAGGUUUUGAUACCACAUGUAUAAUUGUUUUUUAUCAUUGACGGUUCUGAUGGGCUCCCCCUAAAUCUUUUGGCUUAGGGAAACUAGAAAUUUAGAACCCAUCUGGCUACUUUCUAAAUUAACGUUACAAAGUCACACCGUGAAAGUGAC